AUGCAGAUAGACCAUUCGGGUGACAGUUCAGAGGCCUCUCAGGCCCACGAUUCCAAACUCCACCACUCCCACCUUCUGGGUAAUAUCCCACUCGGGCUACCGGAAGCUCGGCGACGUGUGAAAAUUCUAGUAUCUGUUGAUUUCGACGCCGUGUCAGGCUGGAUGGGCACAGGUCAACACUCGCGAAACUGUCUCUCCGACUAUUCCGCGGGCAUCUUUGCAGGUCGUGUCGGAGUGGGCCGCCUCCUCAAGAUCCUAGACCGUGUUGGAAUUGCCGAAAAGGUGACGUGGUUUAUCCCAGGACAUUCAAUGGAGACGUUCCCACUUGAAACAAAGGCCAUCGUCGAUUCCGGAGCCGAGAUCGCGCUUCAUGGAUAUUGUCACGAAGACUGUACCCAACUAGACCCGCAACAGCAACAAGACAUUCUGGACAAGUGCAUCACUCUAGCCGAGUCCUUGACGGGAAAGAGGCCGGUGGGAUUUCGAGCUCCGCUUUACCGAAUUGACCAUGACACCAUCAGUCUCUUGGAGCGCAAGGGGUUUCUGUAUGACACGUCCUUGAGCGGACAUGAUGCUCAACUCUACUACCUCGAUUCCGGUUUCCCCUUGGAUGUAGUUGACUAUUCCAAGUCAGCCUCCACGUGGAUGAAACCGUCACCCCAACCACGCCAGUUGUCGGUUGUUGAGAUACCAGCUAACUGGUACAUGGAAGAUAUGACACCCAUGCAAUUUCUCCCCAACGUGACCAAUUCUCAUGGGUUUGUCUCAUCUGAAGCCAUAGAAAAGAUGUGGAAAGACCGCUUUAACUGGCUUUGGAAUUGGGGGCCUGAUGGAAGCGGGCCAGGGGAUUUCGUAUUUCCCCUUGUCUUGCAUCCUGAUACUUCGGGAAUGGCUCAUGUUGCUGGAACAAUCGAGGGGAUGCUUCGGUGGUUGAAGGAAUGGGGACCCCAGGUAGAGUUUGUAACAUACGAGGAGGCAGCGAGGGAGUUUCUACUGGACAAGGAAGUGCCGGCAUAG
This is a messenger RNA of Fusarium graminearum PH-1, 1017 nucleotides long. RefSeq lists its product as uncharacterized. Bases 1 to 1017 code for a protein of 338 amino acids. Gene Ontology annotation, biological process: carbohydrate metabolic process. The transcript has a single exon. Lineage: Eukaryota; Fungi; Ascomycota; Sordariomycetes; Hypocreales; Nectriaceae. Gene Ontology annotation, molecular function: hydrolase activity, acting on carbon-nitrogen (but not peptide) bonds. The record is from RefSeq and is a predicted model, not a curated record.